Boeremia exigua is the source of this 2354-nucleotide messenger RNA. RefSeq names its product carbon catabolite repression protein cred. Gene Ontology annotation, cellular component: cytoplasm; cytosol; plasma membrane. The record is from RefSeq and is a predicted model, not a curated record. The coding region runs from base 340 to 2127 and encodes 595 amino acids. Gene Ontology annotation, molecular function: protein-macromolecule adaptor activity; ubiquitin protein ligase binding. The transcript has 4 exons. Gene Ontology annotation, biological process: ubiquitin-dependent endocytosis. NCBI's taxonomy places the organism in Eukaryota, Fungi, Ascomycota, Dothideomycetes, Pleosporales, Didymellaceae.
GCGGCGACGAGCAUCCCACGCUGGUUGCUGUAUAUGUAGGACGGAACGCGGCUGGCUCGCAAAAGUCGAUUUGAUCGUCAUCACGGGUUUUUGGUAUCGUCUGGGAAUCCGCCCCGAUCGCAAGACGCAAACGCUCAGCCACCACUCACUACUGCAGACCAUCGCCUUUGAAAGUACCAUAACAGUCAUCCUUACGGCAUUCUACUCUCGUUGCGCCGCAUAUCUUAUCGCGCAUAACUUGAAUACUCUUCUUCAUAUUCACAAUACUUGACCUCGAAAGAGCGAGUGUUAUGGUCCCGGACUCCUCUUGAUUUUCCUGGUCUUGUCCCUCGUUACAUCAUGCCUCGUCCCGGCGCCGGAAUCUUUGGUGGGAGAGACCAUGCACCUGUGCUGGAGAUCAAGCCAGAUUCUCCUUUCGUGGUGUUCUACGGCGAGCCCUCGGAGUCGCACGAUGCAGAGCUCAAGGGCAAGCUGGUGCUGAACAACCCUGAGUCAAUCUCAGUGCGCAGCGUUCGCAUAACGCUGACGGCGACGCGCAAAGUCUCAUGGCAUUUGACCAACACCGUGAGCCCGCAGCCGAUCACGCAAAAGACCAACUUCCUCGUCGACACUCUGACGCUGUACCCCGUCUCUUGCUCGGACAAGAACACAAAGGCGCACAAAAUCAACGCUGGAUACCAUGAGUGGGACUUCAAGUUCAAGAUGCCGAGCAACCUCGACCAGAGCGUGGAGGGGCUGCCGACAAACUGGGUCGUCUACAAUCUGAAGGCUACGGUGGACCGAGGGUACAUGAGCAAGCAGCUCUCUGCCUCGUCGCAUAUCCGUGUCAUUCGCACACUGGGUCGCGACAUGCUCGAGUCCAUGCCCAUGGAGCAGAUCAAUGAGGACAUCUGGGCGAACAAGGUGGCCUACAAGAUCACGGUCCCCCAGAAGAACUAUAUCAUCGGCACCUCGGUUACCGCCGACUUCGUAUUAAUACCACUGAGGAAGGGCGUCGAGAUCACGACUAUCAAAAUGGAGCUGAUAGAAUCGCGGCAACUGUUCGCAGACUACGCUGGUAGGCGGAUUAGCCAUCAGACUGAUGUUCAGGUUGCCGUUCGAGAGGCUGAAAUGCCCACUGACUCCGCACAUCUCGUCCCCGCCGAGGUUGACGAGGCCGACGCGCUAUUCGAUGAGUCGCAUCGUUUCUCGAUGACACUGGAUCUGCCCAGGUCGCUGAAGAACUGCAGGCAGUCGGUUGACACUGAGAACAUCCGCUUGUCGCACAAGCUGAGAUUAUAUGUCAAUCUCAAGAACCCAGAAGGUCAUACCAGUCAGCUCCUGGUUAAGAACCACGUUCACUUGUUCAUUUCGCCCAAUCUCCCCCCGAACGAAGAUCAGAGUGUAGUAGUAGAUCCCAACCUGCUGUCGCAGCAGGCAAUUGCGGACGAGGUCAACCAGAACGCGCCGCCGACGUACGGUCUCCACCAGCUCGAUGAGCUUUACAACGACAUCGAUCCCUCCGGUUUCAUGACCCCCGGUGGCUGGCGCAGCACAAUGAACAGCGGCGCAAAUACCCCCUUCUUUGCCCAGAGCCGACGCGGCUCUACAGAAGACCUUUCUCUAGACGCAGUCGCACACCAAGAUGGCCCAGGUGUCUCCACCGUCGCGCUGCAGCACCGCCUCGCAAACCUCAACAUGUCCAGCUCCGACCGGCACUCGCGCUUCCACCCCUCGCGCCAGGACUCCACCGGCGACCACUCCGGCUCCGGCCAGCAAUCCUCCAACCACUCCUCGGGCCAAAGCACCCCGCACCACCGCACACCGCAGAACGGCGCCGAGCCCUCGUACUUCGACAUCCCCACCACCGACUAUGAAUACGACAUGUCGGCGCUCGCGCGCACGCCCAGCUACAACACCGCAGUGCGCACGCCCGCCGCCUACACCCCCAUGGAGGUCGCCCUCCCCAGCUACGACAUCGCGACCUCGAGACCGAGCAGUCCCGUGCGCAGCCGCGGCAGCAGGGGCACGACGCCCAGCCCCGCGCGCAGUCUGGCGACACUCAACGAGGAGACGUUUAGGAACACUCAGAUCAACAGCAGGAGGGAGUCGCCGCGGCACAGCGACGAGCUGCUGCAGCAGCACUAGAAGCGUGGCUGCAUGGGACUUUUUGCAUAUACAUGGCGUUUGGAUUAGGGUUUUGGGUGGGGGCCGGCCGGGCGUGCGCUGCCCCCGAGCUGUAGACGGGUUAAUUGGGUUGGGUUGGGUUUGGGCGAGAUAUCCUUAGAUUUGGCGUUUUGAGGGUUGGGGGGUAUACUCUCUUGUUGCUAUGAAUUGAAGUCAUGAAUCCACUCACACUACUUGCUUAACUGCGU